Molecule: messenger RNA, 600 nt
Organism: Blepharisma stoltei
Lineage: Eukaryota; Ciliophora; Heterotrichea; Heterotrichida; Blepharismidae
Source: the annotation of a GenBank genome assembly
AUGCCGAAAAAGAAAGAAGAAGAAAGUGAAGAAGAGGAAGAAGGCAGUGAAGAGGAAGAAGGCAGCGAAGAAGAAGGCAGCGAAGAAGAAGAAGGUAGUGAAGAAGAGGAAGAAGGCAGCGGAGAAGAAGAAGGCAGCGGAGAAGAAGAAGGAAGCGAAGAAGAAGGAAGUGAAGAAGAAGGAAGUGAAGAAGGCCCAGCAGAAGGCGAAGAAACCAGCGACGUCGAAGAGCAGCCAAACCCCUCCUACCGUCGUCACACCUUUGCUCCAGCCCCUCUCGGCCUCGAAAUGAUAAAGUCCAUUUCUCUUGACCUCGACGAUCUUUCCAAAGAAAUCGACUCAAUUUUCUUAUUUGCCAUCUCCCAGCCCGAACUCCCUUACAACUCUUCCAAAGAGUCUUUGAAUUUCGAAGAGCCGCUGCCAGAAGCCCCAAAAUCGAUUUCAAUUCCCAAGCCUUCCCGCCGUCAAAUAACAGAAGAAACGCCAAUCGAGGAGCUUUACAAAAGAUCAACCCCUUCUGACGAGCCCAUUUCCCUAGUCAAAGAGACCCGUCCCAAGGAGUUUUUUUCCUUCAAAGGCUUAUACAAACCUUAUUAUUAA